CAUAGCGGAAAUAAGAGAAAUUCCAAGAUGGAGGACUCCAACUUACCUCUAUCCGUUUCUAUUUAUAAAUUGGAGGACUACAUUAACUGUUCUAUAUGUAUGAAUCAGUUAAUCAGUACCACCAUGACGUCAUGUGGACAUAGGUAUUGUCAAAGGUGUAUAAAAGAGUGGGUGGACAGGAAGCACACUUGUCCCUGCUGUAAUGCUCACCUGGAUCAGAAUUCACUUCUAAAGGAUCACCAAUAUGACAGUCUUAUAGCUACCAUUAAUGCAGAAAAAGAAAGAGAAGAAGAGAAAUAUUUUGAGACAUUGAUAAACUCAGUCAGUCAUGAUGAAACACCCAAUAUUCAACUUUCACCUGUGGAGAAAGUUCUACAGAAUCACCUGAAAAGAAGCUUAGCAGCACAUGAAAAAUACUUACAGAAUAUAAGGGACCAGUUUCACAAGAAGAUGGCUACUCUGGACAAGGAGUAUACUAAAGCUAUCACAGAUUUACAGACACACAACCUUUCUCAGGAAGAACUGACCCAGCAAACUACAGAUCUGAAUGGCAGCCUCUCUAGACAAAAAGAUUCCCUUCAAGAAGAGCUUAAUACAUGUACAAAGCUUAUUGCAGAUGCAUUUGACAAACAUUUAGAGAGUCACAUUCCACGCCUGGAUGUUCUGCCAGUUAAGGUUUCUAUCAACGUCUUAGACAAAAAUAUCCAUCUGUCUGACAUGGUCAUAGCGCCAGCUGACGUAGCUGUAUCUAGAGUUAAGCUAGCUGUAGAAGAAGCCAUGAAAGCUAAGGGUAACCCUGUGGUGGCGUGAGGUGAGGACAUUCAGUUUGUACUGUUUGGUCCUUUCGUGAAGUGCAGUCCUUGUGAGAUGCAGCAAAUGAUCCAGGAGAUUUUAUAUAAUGGACAGGAGUACCCAGACAUCCACGUCUUAGCUCCAGACUGUAGGCCAGUCCUGCAACUUGGAAUGAAACCUAACAGUGAGUUGGUGAUUUACGGCACACUGAGAUGUGAGAGUGACCUCCCUAAGCGUUGCUUUGUUCAAACCUUCAAAAAGAACGAGGGUCAAACGAUGGAUUACUUCCAGUGUAAACAAUGCUCAUUUAAAUGGAUUUGUAGGUCCUGUAUGGAAGUCUGUCACAAAGGACAUGACAUAGUUCCGUAUAUCAUGAACCAUGUUCCAGAGUGGGCCUGCUGUUAUUGCCCCAGGAAGAAGAAAUGUGUACUGUAGGAGGAAUUUAUCAGCAAUCAUUCUAAACAGAAUUCCUAUUCCUCUUUUAUAAAGAGAUAUUUCUUUGCUCUAUAUAAACUCAGAAUUUUUUGAAAUUCUGAGAGAACUUACUGCAUGACUGUGAUAUUAUAAGUAGACAUACACUAUCUAGAGAGUUUGUUAGAGAAUCAAAUCCAUUAAUAAAUUGUUGUCAUCACAGUA
This is a messenger RNA of Saccostrea echinata, 1428 nucleotides long. Its product is annotated as E3 ubiquitin-protein ligase RAD18-like. Gene Ontology annotation, molecular function: metal ion binding; ubiquitin protein ligase activity. The record is from RefSeq and is a predicted model, not a curated record. The annotation marks the transcript as partial. Gene Ontology annotation, biological process: proteasome-mediated ubiquitin-dependent protein catabolic process. Lineage: Eukaryota; Metazoa; Mollusca; Bivalvia; Ostreida; Ostreidae. The transcript is spliced from 13 exons.